Molecule: messenger RNA, 3540 nt
Organism: Scaptodrosophila lebanonensis
Lineage: Eukaryota; Metazoa; Arthropoda; Insecta; Diptera; Drosophilidae
Exons: 7
Coding region: 94-2148 (684 amino acids)
Source: RefSeq, a predicted model, not a curated record
GCACUUUUUGAUUGACUCUUACAUUUAAAACUGCUGCUGCAAAUACAACAACAAACAAAAAUAAAGAAAAACAAAAACAAUUACAUAUUAUGAAUGUCGCCUAAAUAUCAUCAUUUCGAGAUUGCACUUAUCUACUUUUUACUUCUCAUACCAUGGCCUCCCACAAAUGUCAUCAAAAUUCUAUGCUCUCGAGAUAGCAGUCGACUGGUGCGCAAAAUAGUGCGCUCCAAAUGGACGCCCAUAUUGGACAAGCAUCAGGUGAAGCUACCUCUAGAGUGUCCACUGCAUCCAUUUCGAGAUGUUUUUGCGCCACGCCAGGAUGCCAAGCAGCGUGAUCGGCCAACGCAGUGGACCUGCCGGAUGUGUGGCAAGAGUUUCUACCAGGAGAAACACCUGGACCUGCACUUCGACACGCGCCACAAAUCAAUCAUUAACGAGGCAGAGGACUCUGUUUGCCUGGCGGACUUUUGCGAUAUAAUGCGUUGCGAAGUGUUUCAAACAGAGGAUUCAUCUAGUCUUAAAUUCGGCGAUCAACACAUUGUAACAGACAUUGAAGUUUGGGGAGACUCUCUGGGUCAGAAUUCCGCAUUGGCCAAAGCGAAUGCCGCAUACUUGAGUUUAAUACCAAUUAGAACUUCCACACUAGGUGCCACACGUGCCGCCAAAGUACAAAACCGUCAAUUAAUCCAAGACAAACAAGGCCAAAGCAACGAGCAGUCGCAGUCAGGUAAGAGUCUAAGUCCACUCCUUAUCAGAAUUUCUUCUAACAUGCAAUUUGCAGAUGCAGCUGCACAGGAUGCAGGAACUGCCAAAUUAAAGUCAGCCAGCGAGAUGUUGCUGAGCAAGCUUAAGGGUCUGGGACAGAAGCGACAGGAAACUGACGGAACCGAGAGCGUUGACGAAGCCCAAGUGAAUGACACCGAACAGAAGAGUAACGAUGGAAAUGAUGAUCCUAAUGCCACGCAGGAUGAAGCCAGUGUGGUGAACAGUGAUGAGAAUGCAUCUGCCUCGAAUAUGUCGAAGGUGCGCGCCAAUUGUAAAGCCGAAGAUCUGAGCAAAUUGAAGGCUCGAUGCGAGUAUCUGUUGCGAAGCUGUAUUGGCAGUCUGUUGCUCUCCAUGUCGGAUCAAGCGUUUAAGGAGAUGGAAGAGGAGAUGAAUAAGGCGGUCUGCUGGUAUCUGACCUGUGAUCGAUACUGGGAGGAUGGCCCGCUCGAACCACGUGCCUUUCCCUGGGGUCUGAUUGUUAUACUCAUAUUUGUGCUCUCGACUGGCAUUUGUUUUUGCUAUUACAUCAUUUGGAUAUUGUUUGAUUCCGAAGAAACGACAAUCAAUGCCAACAACCACUAUGGCUACGGCACAGUUGGCGGCGUCGGCAGCAUCGGGAGCGGGAUCGGGAGCGGCAUUUAUAUGCCUGCCCGCCAUUAUCAUGUCGACUAUGCGAUGCCGCGCGAUAUAGAUGGCCUGGGGGGUCGGGGUCUGGGCGAUGGAGGCCCAAUGCAUGGGAUGACUGCGGAGCAACAGCAACAGCAGCAGCAGUACUACUACCAACAGCAGCAGGCCCAGCAGCAAGCGGCGCGCGACUUAUACCCCGAACCAGUGCAAUAUCAUCGGCACAGUCCGCGCCACUAUAUCAGCACCGACCAGCGUCAGGCGGUGGCCGCGGCUCAGGCAGCCGGGCAGCAGGGGACCCCCACGGUUACAGGGGCGGCGGGCGUACGUCAAUCGGCAUCCAACGCGAGCACCCCCCUCCACCAUCAUCAUCAGCAGCAACAGCCGCACCUCCAACAUCAUCGCCACUCGACAAGCCUGGGCUACCCACAGGACAUUUUAGACCGACGCGACUAUACAAGUAGUGUGGGUCGCCCGAUAGCCACAUCAGUGGUGAGCAGCAGCAGCAGCGUGGGCGGCAACAUCGGCGGCACUCGGUCCACACAGAUCGGUGCGGCCGGUGAUACGACCCGUCACUAUAACACGCACCCGCGGCCAUUGGAUACGCGUCACAGGCAUGUGGGCUCGUCGCAACAAUCCCUGAGAGCAUCCUCCUCCACGCAUGAGAUUGUGCAGAGCGAGGUGGGUCAGAACGAGCACUAUAUAUAUGUGACGUACCCGCCAGAUUUGAAGAAGCGUUACUUCGAUAAGUACGAGUAAAAGAGUGAGAUGGCGAUUGUGUCUGCAAACAGCAGAGUAAGAAAGAUCAGCUGAUCGAGAUUAAUUCUCUCACUACUUAGAAAGCGUUGCCAUGUCAACAAAAGAGACGGAGAGAGAGAGAGAGAGAGAGGGUGACUCUCAUUAUUACUCUGCUGCUUCAGCAUCAUACCAAAGAGAGUUCUGUUACAAAACUCAAUAAAAGCUAACGAAACCAAAGUCAGAGCGACACGCACGUCGUUACUUCAACCUACCUUUAUUUAUUAAUAUUUUAAUUUGAUAUUUUGAUUAGGCUUGCAGAUUGUAGACUUGCAAGCUGUGCUGUUUGAUUCUGCGGAACAAAAUAUAUUUAAAAUAAAACGAGACAUUGUUCUGUAUUACAAUCAAGUAUAUAGAUUGAGAAAAACACAAGCUUUGUAAUUUUUUUAAAUAACAUUUACAUAAAACAUUUAUUUAUUCAAAUAGUACGUUGAUUUCUUUCUCUUGUUUCUUGGUGUUUCAAAAAGACACAAACAUUUUGUAUACUAUAUGUAUGUCUCCAAAAUUGGACAGAUCGUUAAUUCUUGGGCUGAUAUUGCAUUAUAUUGAAAGUGUAUAUGUAUGUAUGUAUGCCUGUCUGUCUAUCUGUGUGGAGAAGUUCUCAAUUUUGCUUACAAAUUUUCAAUAGAUAAAUAAAUAAGUUUUCAAGUGGGCUAGCAGCAUUUUGCUUUGUACUAAAAUUAAGCGUAUUACCAUUUAUUUGAUUUUCAUAAACUCUUGCUUGACAAUUGCUCACGAAAAGAAGGAAAAUUGAAAAACUCAAAUAGGAAUUACUAUAUACUCGUAGUGUUAUAGUGUAUUCUAUGGGCAUGUAUUGGUCUUUUGGAAUGUGCUGCGGAAUAAACGUGUGACACGUUUGUUCCUUCUCUAGUGUACAUUUGCGGCUAUAUCUCUAGAUAUCUAUUAUGUGUGUAGUGGACUGGUGUUGCCUUGAAAAACAGGAAUUAGGGAUUUAAUUAGUAUAAGCAACUGCGAUUUGCCAAGUUAGCGUUACGAAUUUCACAUAUUUGGCAUGGAACGUUACAUAUGGCGUUGCCAAAGCGUUUUACAAUUCAAUUUGUUGCAGUCUGCAGAUAUAUUUUCUAUAGUUUUAACACGGUCCGACGAUCUUUGGCAAAUGGCAGCAGCGCCUACAAUAUUGUGAUUUGUCCUACUUUGUAGAUUAGUUCGGAUUACGCAAGAUAUUUUUGUUAUUAUUAUAAAUGGGUGUGGUUUUGUCAAUGUUUUGGUCCAACGGCUUAAAUGCUAGACUUACGAAUUGAGCUAAUUUUUCAAAAAACGUGUACAAUAUUGUUAUUAAAUAUAUAUGUAUGUAUAUAUUUAUAUAGCACUAUACAUUUAAUAUAUAAAUAGUUA